AUGGACGGGUACGGUGGAAAUUACCGUGGUGCCGGUAGUCAUGUACACACCACCGCCAUGUAUUUACAGCUGGGCGACUUUUUGAACCUGUGCUACCCCCCGCCAAUGAUACUCCUCGGUUUCUUGGGAAACCUUUUGUCGGGCUUGGUCUUCAUGAGCAAACAGAUGCGAGUUAGGAGCUCCAGUUACUAUCUGGCGGCUCUCGCGUUCGCCGAUAUUGGUUUUCUCUCGUGGUUCCUGAUCAACUGGUUGAACUUCUAUCUUAGCUUAAGGGUCUUUGACUGGCCUGGAUUCUGCGAGGUUGCGAUAUACAUACGCUCGGUCUGCGUGAGCUUGAGCGCAUGGCUAAAAGUCGCCUUCACUGUCGAGCGUUUCGUCGCUGUCCUGUACCCACUACACCGGCCGCAGAUCUGCACUGCUCGUCGGGCCCAACAUAUAGUUCUGACGUUGGUGGCUCUCGCCCUCGUAAGUCACUCGUAUUGCAUCGUCACCUUGAAUCCUGUUAACUUCGACCCCUGGAUCACCAUGUGCAAAACGAAGAAUAAUUAUCUUAAAACGAUGUACAUCGUCAAUAUCGUCAACGACCUCGUUAACCUCGUCGGGCCCAUCGUCCUCGUCGCCGUCAUGAACACCUGCAUCUGGUUGAAGUUUUCGCGCUCCGGGAAGCCCUUUGCCUAUGGCCAUCAGCAGCAGAACUUGGAGCUUCAGAGCCAGCCACAGCAGAUGCCACAGGGCAGCCAAAUUUAUAACAUACCAAAAUCGGUUUCCUCCACCACCCAAAUCGGACCGUCGUUGCAGGACCUUGAAUCCACGUGCAACGAGCAUAACACAACGAAAAUGCUACUCCUCGUCAGCACCGCAUUCGUCAUACUCGGUUUACCGAGAUACUUGACAAAUCUGAAACUGUUUGUCUCUUGGUAUGGGCCCAUGCAGGUCUUGGAUUUUCAGAUAAUAACCAUGAUUCUCUACUACACGAAUUUCAGCAUCAAUUUUUUUAUCUACUUGAUGUGGGGAGUCACGUUUAGGAGGUGCCUGUGGCAACUCUUGUGCUGUUAG
Molecule: messenger RNA, 1056 nt
Organism: Copidosoma floridanum
Lineage: Eukaryota; Metazoa; Arthropoda; Insecta; Hymenoptera; Encyrtidae
Biological process (GO): G protein-coupled receptor signaling pathway
Cellular component (GO): plasma membrane
Molecular function (GO): G protein-coupled receptor activity
Source: RefSeq, a predicted model, not a curated record